AUGGGAAUAGCAUUGUGGUUUGAACCACAUGCCAAUUCGACAGAGCACCAAACGCUACAGUCGCUGAUAUAUUCGUUACAGACGCUUUUUCCAGAUGCCCCUGCUUUUGAACCACAUCUGACCAUCACCUCUCAAUUAAAGUGCCACUCUGUCAGCGAUGUCCAACAAAUACUGACAUCUUGCGUCGCAGCUGUUGGUGCAAUUAGGGCUAAAGUGAAGGAAGACAAGGAGUCCCUGGUAUCUUUUGUGGGAGCAGGCAUUGGUAAAGGGUAUUUCACGAAAGUUCGGCUGCUUUGCUACGAGAACAAGUAUUUGAUGGGCAUUGCGCAGGUGAUUCGGGAACUGUUCGUUGCAGAGAGUCCGGAGCUGGCAUCCCAAUGGCUCCUAGAAGAGUUCAGACCUCACGUUUCGUUGAUAUACUCCGAGAUGUACCAUGUAAACCAAGCGUUAGAACGAGUUAUUACUCAAAGAAUCGAGGACGCCCUGGAUCUUUUGCUCCAUCCAAACGCUGUCGCUGGAGAACAGAAUCAGAAAUCGUGGUCUUUCGGUAGCAGUGUAUCCGGAUGGGGAGUUCCGGGCGUCUUCAAGGUUGUCAGGUGCGAGGGUCCCGUUCAAGAGUGGGAAGUUUUAGGUAGCGUCGAAGUUUAG
Messenger RNA from Lachancea dasiensis, 648 nucleotides. The record is from the annotation of a GenBank genome assembly. NCBI's taxonomy places the organism in Eukaryota, Fungi, Ascomycota, Saccharomycetes, Saccharomycetales, Saccharomycetaceae.